Molecule: messenger RNA, 748 nt
Organism: Clarias gariepinus (North African catfish)
Lineage: Eukaryota; Metazoa; Chordata; Actinopteri; Siluriformes; Clariidae
Gene: exosc5
Product: exosome component 5
Exons: 6
Coding region: 38-694 (218 amino acids)
Biological process (GO): poly(A)-dependent snoRNA 3'-end processing; rRNA catabolic process; U4 snRNA 3'-end processing
Cellular component (GO): nucleolus; nuclear exosome (RNase complex); cytoplasmic exosome (RNase complex)
Source: RefSeq, a predicted model, not a curated record
GACGCGACAAACACUCGCUCUCACGCAGCACGCUAGCAUGGAGCUGGAGUUCAGCAGUCCGGUUCUGAGGGAGUUCGGCAGCGAGCAGAGUUUAUUAUCCAAACCUGACGGCUCAGCCACGUUUAUGCAAGGAGACACCAGUGUGUUGGCAGGAGUGUACGGACCAGCUGAGGUUAAAGUCAACAAGGAGAUCUAUGACCGAGCGACUCUGGAGGUUCUGAUCCAGCCCAAAGCCGGCAUGCCCAGUGUCCGGGAGCGCACGAGGGAGCAGUGUGUGCGGGAGACGUGUGAGGCUGCUCUGCUCUCCACUCUUCAUCCCCGCUCUUCCCUGACGCUCGUGCUGCAAGUGGUGCACGAUGAUGGCUCGUUGUUAGCGUGCUGUUUGAACGCUGCAUGCAUGGCGCUGAUGGACGCCGGGCUGCCCAUGAGCCAACUAUUCUGCGGAGUCACCUGUGCCAUUGAUGCCGAGAGCCGAAUUAUCACUGACCCCACGGCUCAGCAGGAAAAGGAAAGCCGAGCACUAAUGACUUUUGCAAUCGACAGUAAAGAACACAAUGUCAUGAUGUCAUCAACAAAAGGUUCUUUCUCAGUGAAAGAGAUGCAGCAGUGUAUAGCGGUCAGCCAGAAGGCGUCUGAACGAAUCUUCCAGUUUUAUAGGGAUUCCGUGAAGCGACGAUAUUCCAAAAUAUUAUGAGACCGUUUUAUCCCUUGUAUUUUUUCCUUUUCUAUAUUAAAUGUUUUUCUUUGA